UUUGCGCAAUACGGAGUGUGGAGUGUUGCUGCGGACUGAGCGCUCGCUCCACCGUCUCCAUUAGGGCUGACACGUCCGUCAGGAGCGCACGAACAGAGAGCGUCCUUCCCUGCCUCCGUCUGCCCGAGAACACGGCUCUACAGCGGCAGGACAUGGACAAAACGAGUGCGUGCUGAGCGGCGCGAGGCUGCGGAGGUAUGCCAGCAGGUGCCAGCUAGGGAAACGCGGUAUCUCGUGGCUUGAAUGCGACCCGACUGCAGCUGGAGCAUGUCCACAGCAGGUCUGAGCACGCAGGAGAUCCGCUUGCCUCCGGGGAACCUGCACCUGCGGGAUGUGGCCAAUUCCAAAUCGUCUUGGAGCCAGCACCAUGAACUGGACAACUUAUACUUCAGCCUUGAUGCUACAGCUAUGGAAUACAACCUCAGACAACAUCAACUAGGCUCAGCUUCUUUGGGAUUAGAGAGGCAGUGUUCUUACCCUCACACACCAUAUAGCCCUGGGGCCCAGCGCCUGCCCCCCAAGAAGUCACGCCCUUCCAAGAUCACUCUGCCGACCUGUACAGAGCCGUCCACUCCGAGCCCCCCUGAAGGCGACCAGGUGGUGCCCUCCUUCCAGCGCCUGUCGGUGUAUGAACGAACCCCGCCGCACACCCCCAGCCGUUGCACCAGGCCACUCCCUCCUCUUCCUGGAUCUGUGGGCCUGUCUCUGGACCAGGCAGUAGACAACGAGGUUGAAUUCUUUACCAGCAUGGAUGACAGCCGCUGCUUAGUGCCAGAGCCUGGCCCCAGGCCCUCCGCUUUCCGCUACGGCGCACCAGGCAGGCGCAGCUUCAGAGGAUGCGGCCAGAUCAACUAUGCUUACUUUGAAGGCCCGGGUGUGCCGUGCGUACCAGAGCCACCGGAGCCUGAGCCAGAGCCGGAGCAACCGGUGCAAAGAGUCCAGGACCGACCCCAGCGCCGCCUGCGGCGCUCUCAUUCGGGACCUGCAGGCUCCUUCAAUAAGCCUACAGCUGCCCGCCUCCUCGCCCAUUCGCGCCCUGCCCAUGGCCAGGACAAACCAGAGGUUCCCCCACGCGUACCUCUGCCGCCACGUCCGGUUAAGGCUGCCGACCACCGACGUUGGUCAGUCGAGGUUUCCUCAGGGGGCUACAGUGAUGAGGACCGGCCACCCAAAGUGCCCCCCAGAGAGCCUCUCUCCAGUGGGGGCUCACGUACGCCUAGUCCAAAGAGCCUCCCCACGUACCUCAACGGGGUGAUGCCACCCACGCAGAGCUUCGCCCCCGACCCCAAAUACGUGAGCCGGACCCUGCAGCGACAGCACAGCGAGGGUUCCCCCUGCAUCCUGCCCAUCAUGGAGAAUGGGCGCAAGGCCAGCACCACGCACUACUUUCUCCUGCCGCAGCGCCCAUCCUACCUGGACAAGCUGGAGAAGUUUCUCAGGGAGAAGGACAGUGACUCUGGGUGCGACAGGAACAUGGGCACAGACUGCGACUGGCAGGGCAAGGCAAAGCCACACUUAGACCUGGUGUGAAUUGGGCGUCGAGCUAUAUUGUGAGGGAGGAGGGUAGAAAAGCUAAAGAUGGAUUCUACCAGACUGGAAUGCUUCAAUUCCUCACUGCUGCUUUACUGCUUGCACCAACCAUUUAUCAUGCAGUGGACUGUUUUCUUCCCAGCAUAACGUGACGCUCAUUGUGCGUGCUUAAAUAGAUGUGCUGCACAGUCACCCUUAGUGCUCGAACCCGUGUUUUCAGCCAUGAGCAGUGUGACAGACUGGAUGCCCUUGCUGGGAGCUUGGCUGUUGAAAUGGAAAUGCAUUCAUAUACACAGAUGUCCUAUUGAAGUGUAUUUACUCAAAACUGUCUUUUAUGGGAUAUUCUUGACUAAGAAUUAUUUUUGAUAUUGCUGUAAUUAUUUUUAUUUGAAUAACCUUAUAGAACAUUAUAGUGUUUUGCUCAUGUUGUGUUGUUUUCCAGGUAUAAGCUGGACUUAUACCACCUCUGUUUGUGUUUUUUUUUUAUUUUUUUUUUUUCUCCUCUUUGUCUAAAUGCAGAAAGCUUCAGACUUUAAUUAUAAACUGUCAUAUGUCUGUGGACAUGGAUUGUGUGUCUAAUAUUGUGAGUGAAGGGGACAUGGAGUUGGCAAAGCAUUAUUUGCUGUCUUUAUGAGUAGAGACCAAGAUAGCCAUGAAAAUUAUGAAGGAUUUUUCUCACCUAAAACAUUUGUUUUAGUUAUACAUGUCCAUGGGUAAGUGAGAUCCGUUUGGCGCAUUCCCAUGUAGCUGUUCUACCGUUCCUGUUCUGUUUGCUGCAGAAGCAAAUGAAUGCAUCGGUGCACUCACAAGAACGAUGUGUCGUAUGUGUCCCCAUAGUGUGCUGAAGGACUAUGAAUCUGUGUGUCUCAAUGCCUGCCGUCGGGGGGGGGUAAUACUGUAGUCUAAUGCAUUGUGUGUUUUUGGUGCUGCUGUGGGCACUGUCUCAACUCUGUGUUUGCAUUUCUGGACAUCUAAUGAAACCUGCAUGUGUGUCUUGCCUGCUUUAAGCAAUACUUUUUUUUGUACAACACUUGCAAUGUUAGUAAGAGCAAGAUUAGCACAUCCCAACUUUAACAAAUGAAGGACUUUUGUUCCAUACAUUUGUAGCUUUUGUGUACGAAUUACCUGUUCUAUGUGAAUAUAUGCCUGUCUUGUGGAACAGUUCACUUUUUAGUCAAACUGUGAGUUAGAAAAGGGAUUUAAUUUAUCUGUGAUGCUACCUCCCAAAUAGAAAGUUCUCUGUUGCAUCCUUCAAUAUUUAGAUUUUUGCGGAGCUCUGUGUGUGUGUCGUAAUUUCUAGCCUUGCAUUAAAAGUUGCAUGCAAUAAGCAGAAAUUCCAGAUAGUGUAGUAACAGUGAUUGGAAUGAGCAAUUUGCAGGCUUUUGGUCACACCACCAUAAACGCUAGUGCUAUCAUUUAGUAUAAAAAGUGAAAGGCACAUCAUCUGAUCCAUGCCUCAAGUGGUAUUUAUUUUUCACAUCUUGUAAAAGUGACAUAAUAUAUAUCAUAGUCUAAUUUUUAAUUACACUUCAGAAAUAUUUUCUUUUCGAUCUCAUGACAUUUUCCUUAAAAUCUAACGAUGUUUAAGGUCUCAAAAGAAGAUAUCUAAGAAUAGUUUUGAUAAGUAUAUCAGACCAAUCAAAUUAAAACUGAUCUAUCAACAAAUAUUAAGAGCUGACGAACUGCUGUGGUCAGUUCUGGGCUGUUACCUGCAUCUCACCUAAACCCCAUAUCCGCCUGUUUCUUGUUUAUGGGGAUUCCAUGGAGGGGAUCAACAUCUCUGUUUGAACAACCAGGUGCAAUCCUCCAGAGCAUUCAGAAUCAAAGAUAAUGUAACAUAGUUUUCUUGAAAAGGCCUCAAGAUGUUACUUUACUAAAGAAAAAAUAGAGAUUGACUUACCUUGCAUAAGCAUGUGGCCACAAAGGCUUUGGCUGCAGGUUGCUCAGAAAUUAGUUUCCUGUUUUCAGAAACCAUUGCGAUAAUGUAGUGAGUGGACCCCGUUCAUGCAAGCUUAGGAGAAAACACAGCUUUAAAGCUGGAUAGGCCUAGUCAGAAGGUUAUAUAUUGUGGAUAUUUCCCUGUAGCCCAUCAACAUGCAUUUAAGGGUAUCCAGCUCAGCAGCUGCGAUCUCUGUCCUUCCAGUUCCCACAGGAAAGGGUCCUGGUGCACCAGGUUCUGUUUUCUGGGUUGAAAAGAAAUGUAUUAUCUGUGUUAGUGGUAUGGAGGAGGACUGGCUGGGAAUGUUCUCCACGCCUUUUGAUUCUGGAUGCUGAAAUCCUUCUACAAUAUGUCAGCCAUACUUCUGUCUUCGUAGUAGAGAAACUAUAAUUAUUCAGAAAAGUUUUAUAUGCUGCUGGACAGUAGGCAACACGGAAAACACAGGGCUGGUGUCUUUUUGUCUCAUCAUUGUCUCCUGUUGAGGUCUGUGGCAAGACACUUGAAGACUGAGGAUGAGGAUUUGAAAGAUGUUACAUUGGUCGAUGACUUUUUGUCACUGAGGUCUUCAGACACACCCUAAAGUGUGUUAAUUUAGAAUGUAAUCACUUACAUGCACCAUUACAUUCACUGUGCAAGUACCAUGUCUUGUUUAUUUUUUUAUC
This is a messenger RNA of Scleropages formosus (Asian bonytongue), 4131 nucleotides long. RefSeq names its product ERBB receptor feedback inhibitor 1a (gene errfi1a). The transcript is spliced from 4 exons. The record is from RefSeq and is a predicted model, not a curated record. Gene Ontology annotation, biological process: negative regulation of epidermal growth factor receptor signaling pathway; regulation of keratinocyte differentiation. Bases 244 to 1530 code for a protein of 428 amino acids. Lineage: Eukaryota; Metazoa; Chordata; Actinopteri; Osteoglossiformes; Osteoglossidae.